AUGUCCAGCGAAGAGGAUAAACCUCCGGCACCGCCGGUCCGGUUGACGAGCAACCGGGGUGGCGGAGCCGGGGGUCCGGGCGGUGGCGACCGGAUCGACGGAGUGGCUCCGGUUGAUAUGAAACCAUUGCCAAAAGAACCGGACGAUGCAGACCGGAAGAAGAAAACGCUCAAGAGCAAGAUCAAAGUUUCGAAGGCGUCGCACAACGAUUCGAAGCCGAAUAUAUCCUAUCCGACCAACUUCGAGCACACGGUCCACGUGGGCUUCGACGCCAUUACCGGUGAAUUUACGGGUAUGCCAGAGCAAUGGGCGCUGAUGCUGAAGAACUCGAACAUUAGCAAGCAGGAGCAGAAGAAAAACCCGCAGGCCGUGCUGGACGUGCUGAACUUCUUCGACAACAGCAGCAAGCAGCGGCCGAGCUCGAAAUAUAUGACCCAUGGGCUGCACACGACAACGCACUCGGCAUCGUCCAUAGGGUCGUCGCUGAGCCGGGUGAGCAGCAGCAGUCCGAGCAGUACGCCGACCGACUCGGAGUCCCACGGUGGCCCCGGGGCGCAGAUCAUCUCCAGCAGCCACUCGCAGGCCUACAGCCUUGGGCUGUCGUCGCACAACUCCGCCGGGGACCACGACAGCGACGAGCUGGGCAUCCUCAGUGGCAGCGCGAGCGGCAGCAUCAGCGGCAACAACGGCAUUCCACCGCCCAUCGCCAGCCGCCCCGAGCGGACCAAAUCGAUCUACACGCGGCCAAUCGAUGAUCCGAUCUCACCGCCCAUCCCGCCACACCUGAGUGCAGGAGCGGUCACACACUCGUCGUCGGUGGCGGCACCUCCCGGUGCGAUCCGCAGUCCGACGCAGUUCGACAAGAACAAGAACUCGGUCAACUCGGCGGCACAAACAAUCAGCGGCCUAGCGGCGGCUCAAACUCCGUCGGGUGGCCACCAUCUGCACCAACACCACCACCACCAACACCAAGGGAGCGCCGCGAGCCCUCUGGUGGUCGGGCCCGGCAACAACGGUGUCAAUGUUAAUGUGGUGGUGUCGGCGGCGGCGGCGGCUCCUCCCGGUGCCGCCAACAAUGGUACGAUCGGACCGCCACCGGACACCGGACCAGCAGCGGCACCCGGGGGCAUGGCCGGUGGUGGCACCACCAACCUCAGCAACAGCAACACCACGACGACGACGACGGUGGCGGCGACGGCGGCGGCCCAGCAGCGGGCGGCCAACCUGAAGAAGAAGAAAAUGUCCGACGAAGAGAUACUGGAGAAGCUGCGCACGAUCGUGAGCGUGGGCGACCCGAAGCGGAAGUACAACAAGAUGGAGAAGAUCGGCCAGGGUGCCUCGGGGACGGUGUACACGGCGAUCGAGAGCUCGACCGGCAUGGAGGUGGCGAUCAAGCAGAUGAACCUGAGCCAGCAGCCGAAGAAGGAGCUGAUCAUCAACGAGAUCCUGGUGAUGCGGGAGAACAAGCACCCGAACGUGGUCAACUAUCUCGACAGCUACCUGGUCUCCGAGGAGCUGUGGGUCGUGAUGGAGUACCUGCCGGGUGGUUCGCUCACGGACGUCGUCACCGAGACGUGCAUGGACGAGGGCCAGAUAGCGGCCGUCUGCCGGGAGGUGCUGCAGGCGCUCGAGUUCCUGCACAGCAACCAGGUCAUCCACCGGGACAUCAAGAGCGACAACAUACUGCUCGGUAUGGACGGGAGCGUCAAGCUGACCGACUUCGGGUUCUGUGCCCAGAUCUCACCCGAGCAGUCGAAGCGCACCACGAUGGUCGGCACACCGUACUGGAUGGCCCCGGAGGUGGUCACCCGGAAGCAGUACGGGCCGAAGGUUGACCUGUGGUCGCUCGGUAUCAUGGCGAUCGAGAUGAUCGAGGGUGAACCGCCGUACCUCAACGAGAACCCGCUGCGGGCACUGUAUCUGAUCGCGACCCACGGCAAGCCCGAGAUCAAGGAGAAGGAAAAGCUGAGCACCGUCUUUCAGGACUUUCUCGACCAGUGCCUCGAGGUGGACGUCGACCAGCGGGCCACGGCCUACGAGCUGCUGCGGCAUCCGUUCCUGAAGCUGGCGCGACCACUCGCCAGCCUUACGCCGCUCAUCAUGGCCGCCAAGGAAGCGACGAAGGGCCACUGA
Molecule: messenger RNA, 2133 nt
Organism: Anopheles cruzii
Lineage: Eukaryota; Metazoa; Arthropoda; Insecta; Diptera; Culicidae
Gene: Pak
Product: serine/threonine-protein kinase Pak
Exons: 8
Coding region: 1-2133 (710 amino acids)
Biological process (GO): regulation of MAPK cascade; regulation of axonogenesis; intracellular signal transduction
Cellular component (GO): cytoplasm
Molecular function (GO): protein serine/threonine kinase activity; ATP binding
Source: RefSeq, a predicted model, not a curated record